AUGGCUCGAAGGACACCACCUUACUGGCUUCUCGUGGUUCAAUUCAUGUUAACGUGUAAUAUCACAGCAUCAGGUACAUCCGAGGCCGAAACACUUCUCAUGUUCAAGCAGUCUCUCUCCAACACCACCGCGCUUGAUAACUGGAACGAGUCGGCCAGCCUAUGCAAUGGUGACAACCCGAAUUGGAACGGUUUGCUUUGCUCAAACGGGACAUUCUAUGGACUGAAACUCGAAGCCAUGGGGUUAACCGGUUUAAUCGACUUGGACACUCUCGCUGAGUUACCAUCCUUGCGUACAAUAAGCUUCAUGAACAAUAGGUUUGAGGGUCCAAUGCCUAAAGUAAACAAACUUGGUGCAUUGAGAGGGGUUUAUUUGUCAAAUAAUAACUUUUCUGGGGAAAUUCCAAAUGAUAAUUUUGCUGGGAUGAAAUCAAUGAGGAGAGUUUAUUUAGCAGACAACCAAUUUACUGGUAAAAUUCCCGUUUCUCUGGCGGAAUUGCCUAAGCUUGUGGACCUGGAGCUUCAGAAUAAUCAGUUUGAAGGACAGAUACCAGAUUUUCGGCAGAAAGAUUUAGUAGUAAACGUAGCAAACAACAGACUGGAAGGACCCAUACCAGCAGCCUUAAGCAAUGGGACUGCAAGUUCAUUCGUGGGCAUCGGCCAUUCUAUUGCCGGUCACCCAGGAUAUGAGGUGCUACUGGAGGUCAAAAGACAAAGGCUAAUAGUUGUGCCAAAUGGAGGUGAAUGGGCAUAG
This is a messenger RNA of Ilex paraguariensis (yerba mate), 753 nucleotides long. Lineage: Eukaryota; Viridiplantae; Streptophyta; Magnoliopsida; Aquifoliales; Aquifoliaceae. The record is from the annotation of a GenBank genome assembly.